UGGCUCUGCGCUGCCGGCAGGAGGGCGGGGCGCUGCCUUGCUGUGUGCGAGCCGCUGCCGGCGCUCUGGGCUGCCUGCCAGGACAGACCACAGCAGUGCAGAGCCAGCCCCUGACAACCAGCUGUGCUGAGCUGAUGCUGUGGGGAUGGAGCCCGCCCUGAGGAAAGCAGGCUCCAGGCAGGAAGAGGCCUUCGGCGCGCAGCCCAGGAGAGUGGGUGACCUGGCCCUGGACCCCCUGCUCCGAGGGAGCAGCAGCAGGAGCAAGAAGAUGGCGCCGCCCUUCAGCUGCGAGAACAAGCAGGAGAACUUGAGCUCCUGGAUCCCCGCGCACAUCAGCAGGAAGGAGUGUGUGUACUUCGUGGAGAGCGCCAAACUCUCAGACGCGGGCAAAGUGGUGUGUGCCUGUGGCUACACGCGCCAGCAGCAUGGGGAGGAGGCCACCAGGCCGCACCCCUUCCCGGACAAGGAAUGGGACCCCAAGAAGCAUGUGCAGGAGCGGCCGACGGAUGCCUUUGGGGACAUUGUGUUCACAGGCCUGGGCCAGAAAGUGGGAAAGUAUGUCCGCGUCUCCCAGGACACUCCGUCCAGCGUCAUCUACCACCUCAUGACGGAGCACUGGGGGCUGGAGGUCCCCAACCUCCUCAUCUCCGUGACGGGGGGUGCCAAGGACUUCAACAUGAAGCCCCGGCUGAAGAGUGUCUUCCGGAGGGGCCUGGUCAAGGUGGCCCAGACCACAGGGGCCUGGAUCAUCACUGGGGGGUCCCACACAGGCGUGAUGAAGCAGGUGGGGGAGGCUGUGCGGGACUCCAGUCUGAGCAGCCGCGGCAGCAAGGCCAGCGUGGUGACCAUAGGAGUGGCCACGUGGGGCACUAUCCACAACCGCGAGGACCUGGUGCACCCCACGGGCAGCUUUCCCGCCGAGUAUGUGAUGGACGAGGAGGGCCAGGGCCACCUCACCUGUCUGGACAGCAACCACUCACACUUCAUCCUCGUGGAUGACGGCACACACGGCUGCUACGGCGUAGAGAUCCCGCUGCGGGCCAGGCUGGAGAAGUUCAUCUCAGAACAGACCAAGGAACGGGGCGGCGUGGCCAUCAAGAUUCCCAUCGUCUGUGUGGUGCUGGAGGGAGGACCGGGCACUCUGCAUACCAUCUACAACGCCAUCACCAACGGCACACCCUGCGUGGUGGUGGAGGGCUCAGGCCGGGUGGCCGACGUCAUCGCGCAGGUGGCCAGCCUGCCCGUGCCGGACAUCCGCAUGGGGCUCAUCCAGCAGAAGCUGGGGGUCCUCUUCCACGAGACCUUCGACACCUUCACGGAGCUCAGGCUCAUUGAGUGGACCAAGAAGAUCCAGGAUAUUGUGCGGCGGCGGCAGCUGCUGACCAUCUUUCGGGAUGGCAAGGAUGGCCAGCAGGACGUGGACGUGGCCAUCCUUCAGGCCCUACUCAAAGCCUCUCGGAGCCGCGACCACUUUGGCCAUGAGAGUUGGGACCACCAGCUCAAGCUGGCCGUGGCCUGGAACCGUGUGGACAUCGCCCGCAGUGAGAUCUUCACUGACGAGUGCCAGUGGAAGCCUUCAGAUCUGCACCCCAUGAUGACGGCUGCCCUCAUCUCCAACAAGCCGGAGUUCGUGCGGCUCUUCCUGGAGAACGGGGUGCGGCUGAAGGAGAUGGUGACAUGGGACGUGCUGCUGUGGCUCUACGGGAACCUGGAGCCGUGUCUGUUCCACUACAAGCUUCAGAAGGCGCUGGCCGAGGAGCCCUGUGCGCCCGCCGGGCCACACCUGCGCAUGUACCACGUGGCCCAGGUGCUGCGGGAGCUGCUGGGGGACUUCACGCAGCCCCUCUACCCCCGACCCCGCAGCAGCGACCGCCAGCGCCUGCUGCUUCCGGUGCCACACAUCCGGCUCAGUGUGCAGGGCCCCAGCCUCCGCUCGCCCCCCAAGUGCUCGGCCAACCCCAGCACCUUCACCACGGACCCCAUCCGCGACCUGCUCAUCUGGGCCAUCGUCCAGAACCGCCGGGAGCUGGCCGAGAUCAUCUGGGCUCAGAGCCAGGACUGCAUUGUGGCGGCGCUGGCCUGCAACAAGAUCCUGAAGGAGCUGUCCAAGGAGGAGGGGGACACGGACAGCAUGGAGGGCAUGCUGGCCCUGGCCGACGAGUACGAGCACAGGGCCAUCGGGGUGUUCACCGAGUGCUACCGGAAGGACGAGGAGCGGGCUCAGAAGCUGCUCACCCGCGUGUCCGAGGCCUGGGGGCGGACCACGUGCCUGCAGCUGGCCCUGGAGGCCAAGGCCAUGAAGUUUGUAUCUCACGGUGGCAUCCAGGCCUUCCUGACCAAGGUGUGGUGGGGCCAGCUGAGCGUGGACAACGGGCUGUGGCGGAUCAUACUGUGCAUGCUGGCCUUCCCGCUGCUCUGCACCGGCCUGGUCUCCUUCAGGGACCGCAAGCUGCAGGCCGUGCAGGGGCUGGCCCGCGUGCGCGCCUUCUUCAACGCUCCCGUGGUCAUCUUCCACCUCAACAUCCUGUCCUACUUCGCCUUCCUCUGCCUCUUCGCCUACGUGCUCAUGGUGGACUUCCAGCCGGCGCCGUCCUGGAGCGAGCGCCUUAUCUACCUCUGGCUCUUCUCCCUGGUGUGCGAGGAGCUGCGCCAGCUCUUCUAUGACCCCGACGGGUGUGGGCUGGCCAAGAUGGCAGUGCUGUACUUCAGCGACUUCUGGAACAAGCUGGACAUUGCGGCCAUCCUCCUCUUCAUUGCCGGGCUGACCUGCAGGCUCACCCCCGGCAUGCUGUACCCCGGCCGCAUCAUCCUGGCCCUGGACUUCAUCAUGUUCUGCCUUCGGCUCAUGCACAUUUUCACCAUCAGCAAGACUCUGGGCCCCAAGAUUAUCAUCGUGAAGCGCAUGAUGAAGGAUGUCUUCUUCUUCCUCUUCCUGCUGGCCGUGUGGGUGGUGUCCUUUGGCGUGGCCAAGCAGGCCAUCCUCAUCCACAACGAGAGCCGUGUGGACUGGAUCUUCCGGGGUGUUGUCUACCAGUCGUACCUCACCAUUUUUGGGCAGAUCCCUGCCUACAUCGAUGGUGUGAACUUCAACCCCGACCACUGCAGCCCUGAUGGCACAGACCCGUACAAGCCCAAGUGCCCGGAGAGCGACUCUGCACGGCAGGCGCCCGCGUUCCCUGAGUGGCUGACAGUGACCCUCCUCUGCCUCUACCUGCUCUUCACCAACAUCCUGCUGCUCAACCUCCUCAUCGCCAUGUUCAACUACACGUUCCAGCAGGUGCAGGAGCAUACGGACCAGAUCUGGAAGUUCCAGCGCCACGACCUGAUCGAGGAGUACCAGGGCCGGCCGCCCGCGCCGCCCCCCCUCAUCCUCCUCAGCCACCUACACCUGUUUGUCAAGAGGGUGGUCCUCAAGAUCCCGGCCCGGAGACACCGGCAGCUGAAGAACAAGCUGGAGAAGAACGAGGAGGCAGCGCUGCUGUCCUGGGAGCUGUACCUGAAGGAGAGCUACCUGCAGAGCCAGCAGCUCCUGCAGAGGCAGCGGCCCGAGCACAAGAUCCAGGACAUCAGCGGGAAGGUGGACGCCAUGGUGGACCAGCUGGAAAUGGACCGUCUGAAGCGCUCGGCCUCUGCGGAGCAGAGACUGGCCUUCCUGGAGGAGCAGGUGGCGGAGAUGGCCCGGGCGCUGCGCAGCAUUGCAAAGACCCUGAGCACGGCCAGCGCGGGUGGGGAGGAGGCCGUCCCUCUGCUGGACCCCCCAAAGACCCCUGAGGGGUGUGACCCCGCGCUGGACAGCAGGGCAAAGGUGGAGGACGCUGGAGAUGGCCUCCCCCAUGUGAACGCCAGGCACCUCCUGUACCCCAGCUCCUCUGUCAUGCGCUUCCCGGUGCCCGACGAGAAGGUGCCCUGGGAGGCGGAGUUCCUCAUCUACAACCCGCCCUUUCACUCAGCUGAGAGAAGGGAGAAGGGCCUGGAGGACACCGUGGGAAGUGCCCUGGAGCUGCGUGCGGGGAUCCGCUACAAUGUGGUGGACAGGGCUGUGGACCGACGGAGCUCCCACGGCGCCUACGCGGUGCAGGAUGGGCUCCCGCUGAACCCCAUGGGUCGCACGGGGCUGCGGGGACGCGGGACUCUCAGAUUCUUUGGCCCCAACCACACUCUGCUGCCAGUGAUCACCCGGUGGCGGAGGAACCAGGAUGGAGGCAUCUGCAGGCGGAGCAUCAAGAAGAUGCUGGAAGUGCUGGUGCUGAGACGCCCGGGGUCGGAGCUCUGGGCCCUGCCUGGGGGCUCCCGGGACCCAGGGGAGAUGCUGCCCCAGAAGCUGAGGCAGGUGGUCCACCCUGAGUUCUGGCCCACCUUCAAGAGCCUGCUGGCCCAGGGCACAGAGCUGUACAAAGGCUACAUGGACGACCCUCGGAACACGGACAACGCGUGGAUCGAGACGGUGGCCGUGAGCGUCCACUUCCCUGACCAGAACGACGUGGUGCUGCAGAUGCUCAGCUCGCCUCUGCCCAGCUGUGCCACGGUCACUGCCGUCCAGUGGCAGGUGCUGGACCGACGCCUCCCGCUCUACGCCGACCACAAAACUCUGCUGCAGAAGGCGGCCACGCUCUUCGGGGCCUACUACUGAGUACUGCCGGCGACCCCCGGGAGCGGCCUGCCCCGAGGUGUGCCUUACGGACCUCCACGACGCCCAGGACAUGCACAGACCACGUAGGGCUGAGGUGCGGGGAGCCCAUGACAGCUCUGUCCUUGGAGCCAUGGGGCCACGGCAGGGCCCGCAGCUCAGCGUCACCAGAGCCUGGCUGCUCCCUGCCCAGGACAUGCCCAUCCACCAGCGGAGCCCAAGUCUACUAGCCUUUAGAGUCCGGGUCCCUGUGACUGGCCUUGCACCAGGUCUGGUGGGCACAUGGGAACCCCCCACUGGCCACAACUCUCAUGCGUGGGCCCCACACGGGCAGGAUACCCCAAGGUGUGGGAGCCCUGCCUGGGGUUUGGGGUGCACCGGAGAGGUGAUCACCUUUCGGCCUGAGCCAGAAAGUGGGAAAAUAGCUUCAGACCCAGGCAAAUGCCCGUGUGUCCUAAAUAAAGAUUCAGAGGAGCAUAGA
Sorex araneus (European shrew) is the source of this 5108-nucleotide messenger RNA. RefSeq names its product transient receptor potential cation channel subfamily M member 2 (gene TRPM2). The transcript has 33 exons. Gene Ontology annotation, biological process: calcium ion transmembrane transport. NCBI's taxonomy places the organism in Eukaryota, Metazoa, Chordata, Mammalia, Eulipotyphla, Soricidae. Gene Ontology annotation, cellular component: membrane. The coding region runs from base 146 to 4630 and encodes 1494 amino acids. The record is from RefSeq and is a predicted model, not a curated record. Gene Ontology annotation, molecular function: ligand-gated calcium channel activity.